ACUAUUGAAUUCACCAAGCUCUUCAGAACGACUUUUGCAAAUGUUUGUAAAUCUGACUGCAUGGCUACGUGUUUGAUUUUAUACACCUGUGGCAAUGGGUCUGAAUGAAACACCUGAAUUCAAUGAUUAAGUAAGCGGUGUCUCGAUACUUUUGUCCCUAUAGUGUACCUUCAUGUGGAAAUCUCGUCAGCCUGGUCUGGUUCCUCAAAUGGCCUGAAGAGCUAGAAUUUCACCAGGCAGCAGAAGAAGGCGGCCGCUGGGGUGAGGAUUAUAGCGGACCCCCUGAGACUGGGAUACGGCAAUGAGGCUCGGGGCGCUCCGAGGGCUAGUCUUCCCACUGGCCGCCGCCUCGGUCGCGCUCUACGUGAUCUACGCCCUGCGAGGGCUGCGCUUCCACGCCGAGCAGGACGCGGCUGUGGGUCGGGAGAUCCUGCGAAAGCUGGAGACGGUGGAGCGCAGCAUCGGCGAGCUGGUUAAAUCAGCAGACAUUCAGGGUCUGAAAGUUGUGAACAACUCAAGGGUAAAGAAGCUGUAUCCAAAUUCCGAGCUCUUCAGCAGCUGGGGAGAGGGGCUUUCUGAGAAGGAGCAGAGGGAGGCUGAGGUGCUGUUUUGGAAGUAUGGCUACAACGCCUUCCUCAGCAGCCGGCUGCCUUUGGACAGGGACAUCCCUGACACGAGAGACCCCAGAUGUGUGAAUAGAGUGUACCCAGAGAAUCUUCCCACUAUCAGCGUUGUGCUGAUUUACCUGGAUGAGGCCGCUUCUGUCAUCCAAAGAGCCGUCCAAAGCAUCAUUGCUAGAACACCAGCUCACCUGCUGAAGGAGAUCAUACUGGUAGAUGACCACAGCUCUAAUGAUGACUUGAAAGAGAGUUUGGACAGCCACAUCCGCUCUGUCCACGAGGAGAGACCCGGCCUUGUGAAGGUGGUGAGACACACAGAGCAGCUGGGACUCACCCAGGCCCGCAUCUCUGGGUGGGAGGUGGCCACAGGUGAUGUGGUGGCCAUCUUUGAUGCCCACAUUGAAGUCCAUGUGAAAUGGGCAGAGCCUCUGCUGGCCCGGAUCAAGGCCGACCGGACCGUGGUGGUCAGCCCCGUGUUCGACAAGGUGAAUUUCGAUGACCUGCAAGUCACACCAUACGAGGCUUCUGCCCACGCCUUCGACUGGGCCCUGUGGUGCAUGUAUGAGUCCUUCAGACCUGAUUGGUACAAGAUGAGUGAUGGUUCUCAACCUGGGAAGAGUCCCUCCAUCAUGGGUAUUCUGGUUGCUGACCGGUUAUUCUUAGGAGAAAUUGGUUUACUAGACGGUGGGAUGGAGGUCUAUGGUGGUGAGAAUGUGGAGCUGGGGAUACGUGUGUGGCUGUGUGGGGGCAGCAUAGAGGUGGUCCCAUGCUCCAAGAUCGCCCACAUCGAGAGAGCCCACAAACCCUACAUGCUUGACCUCAGCAUCACCAUGAAGAGGAAUGCGUUGAGGGUAGCCGAGGUCUGGAUGGACGAUUACAAGAGGAACGUCAAUAUUGCCUGGAAUCUUCCCAUCAAGGAUCACGGGAUCGACAUCGGUGACGUUUCCGAGAGGAGGGAGCUGCGGGAGAGGUUGAAGUGCAAACCCUUCCAGUGGUACCUGGAGAACGUCUAUCCCGAGCUGGAUCCCUUAGAUGACCUGCUGGGCUAUGGUGUGCUGGUUAAUGACCUAAAAACAGACAUGUGUGUUGAUCAAGGGGUGAUUCCAGGGAGUGUUCCUGUUCUAUAUGGAUGUCAUUUCUACUCAGCCCAGUAUUGUUACUACAGGAAAACUGGAGAGAUCUACAUUGGAGGCAUUAAAUCUCACAAGUACAGCAGUAAUCGUUGUCUGGUGGACCCCGGCGUGGGCAGCACGCCAGCCCUACACGAAUGUAACCUGCCGAAAGAGAAGCGCUUCCACAUGCUGUGGAACUUCAAGCAGGGAUGGGCUAUAAAGAACAGAGACACAAGAAGGUGCCUGGAGAUAGCUAUGGGAGAUGACAUGUACUACAACCUAGUCAUUCAGAAGUGCACCGGACAGCGCUGGACGAUUCAAUAUGUAAUAGAAGACUUCUGACACAGACUGGGGAUAGACAAGCAAUGAAAAAUGCGGCGAUGAUCUAUAAAAUAAAACGGCUGAUAUAGCUUAUUGAUGUAACAGCCGUGUCGGUUCAUGUACAAUUAUCCCUGCCUAAAGUUUUCUCCAAGAGAAAUUUUAACAUGAGUUGUUUAUAUUGAGUUGUUUGAGGACAUUUUGCAUAAAAGCCAGCUUCUUUAUUUGUAUCUGUUUUAUGUCAAUUUACGCGGCGGGGACCAUUUUUGUACGGCGCGGUCUGUAUGGUUUUAUACUUUUUAUAUGAUUUUUAAAGUGAUUUAAAUCUAA
Molecule: messenger RNA, 2380 nt
Organism: Paramormyrops kingsleyae
Lineage: Eukaryota; Metazoa; Chordata; Actinopteri; Osteoglossiformes; Mormyridae
Product: probable polypeptide N-acetylgalactosaminyltransferase 8
Biological process (GO): protein O-linked glycosylation
Cellular component (GO): Golgi apparatus
Molecular function (GO): polypeptide N-acetylgalactosaminyltransferase activity
Source: RefSeq, a predicted model, not a curated record